Molecule: messenger RNA, 2829 nt
Organism: Mollisia scopiformis
Lineage: Eukaryota; Fungi; Ascomycota; Leotiomycetes; Helotiales; Mollisiaceae
Product: DUF747-domain-containing protein
Exons: 3
Coding region: 1-2829 (942 amino acids)
Biological process (GO): maintenance of protein localization in endoplasmic reticulum
Cellular component (GO): endoplasmic reticulum membrane
Source: RefSeq, a predicted model, not a curated record
AUGCAGUUACCAUCGCCAUCUCCAUCCCUUUCGCCUUCACCUCGAAGUCACUCGCCAUCUCUCGUCCUCACGGAUGCGUUAGCCGAACAUAUAGGCACCAUCUCAUCUAUCGCCCAGAGUCAUAGACUCAGUGGAUCUUUCGAGAAGGAUCUUGGUGGCCCAUUGCCUGGGGGGAAAGACGGAGCUGCUUUUACCUCACCGGCUCCUAAUUCUAAGAUACAACCACCACACGACUCAAAGCUUCACGACAUCCCGGAGGAGCAAGUCAAAAGGCCGAGGAAAUCUUCAACAGCGAAAUCGAAUGGAGACGUGUUGAAGCUCUCUGCUGCUGAGAUGGAAGACCUGAUGUCAGCACCAGAGUCAUUACCCGUGACCUCACCGGCCAAAUUACCCUCGCCAUCUCAUCAAUCUCUGGCUCCAGCGCCUACAAUAGAUAGGAGAAGUUCUGAUAUUUCACCAUCCUAUAGCGAAACUCAAUUUGAAAGACCUCGCAAAAUCAGCGCUCCAGACUCCGUCACUCCUACGACUGAUGGACACCUGGAACGCCGUGCUAGAGCUGAGACGACUUCGAACUCAACCUUGCGGCGACCCGGUGGUUCAUCUCGUGCAAUUUCAAGCCCAAUGACUUCCAGUCACGGACAGAGUUAUUACCAAAAGACUACUCCUGGACAGACAUCGCCAAAGCGAAAGCCAUUGGCAUCAGGAAUUCGUCCAGAACCAUUAGACUUAAGUCACCUCUCAUCUAAGGCUACUGGCAAAUCUACAGGAACAGACUUGCCGUCACCGAUACCCCAGUCCAUCCCUUUACCGCCUAUGUCUAUACCUACUUAUUUGCAACUGGAAUUAUCAUCAACACGACCAUCACCAUUGUACAUAUAUCGAUCAGCCGCAAGCGAAUUUCCAUACGAAUCAUCAAAAGUCAAAUUUGAGCGUUUAUUAAACUUCUUGUUACUACCACCACAACUAGAGCAGGUUCUCUACUUUGGUACAUUAGCCUGCCUUGAUGCAUGGUUGUACACAUUUACGAUUCUACCUCUCAGAUUCUUCAAAGCUGCUUGGAUCUUAAUGCAGUGGUGGGGUCAAGUGCUUGACAGAGAGGCACGAUUCAUUAUGGGAUUCAUUUAUCAUGGUACGGGAAGAAUGUGGCAUCGGUCGAGGGGCAGAAGAGAAAGCAUGGAUUCCAUUGCUCGUUCUCGCAGCGCUUCUCGGGCAAGUCGUCCGUCGGCUUCAACUGCUCCUUCGUACCAAUCGCAGUCGGGACGACCAUUUGAUGUUCCAGCUCCGAACGGCCAACCUCCGAAUUUUGAACAUUUAAAAGCUGAAAUAGAGCGCAAGACGAAGCCAGGCUGGGGUCGUCGGCAUCGAAGAACGAAGUCCCAGCCUUCCUCACUCUCUUCGUAUCACAAAGCAGAUCUAUUGCAAGGCGCUGUUAUCAUCUGUAGCUGCAUGAUCUUGAUGAAACUAGACGCCAGUCGGAUGUAUCACAGUAUCAGAGGUCAAGCCGCCAUCAAACUUUACGUUAUUUUCAAUGUGCUUGAGGUCUUCGACAAGCUUCUCGCAGCACUAGGUCAAGACAUCCUCGAAUGUCUUUCCUCAAACGAGACACUAGAACGCGACAUUGAUGGACGAAGCAAAAUCCUCCGUCCCAUGGGCAUGUUCAUCCUAGCCCUAAUCUAUAAUGUCGUCCACGCCGCCGCCUUAUUCUACCAAGUCAUCACUCUGAACGUCGCCGUAAAUUCCUACUCCAACGCCCUGCUUACCCUCUUGAUGUCCAACCAAUUCGUGGAGAUCAAAUCUACUGUUUUCAAGAAGAUAGAAAAAGAUAACCUCUUCCAACUCACGUGUGCCGAUAUUGUGGAGCGGUUCCAACUCUGGCUUAUGCUCAUGAUCAUCGCGUUACGCAACAUUGUUGAAGUCGGAGGUCUGAGUAUGCUCGGUGGUGGAGCCGAUGGAGAUUUGAUGCGAGAUCCAACCGCGCCGUCAAGAAGCAAUUCCAUCAUGCCCAACAGUUUCACUAUCCUACCCAGCUGGUCGGGUGAAGUGCUGUCACCGUUUCUACUUGUGCUCGGCAGCGAGAUGUUAGUAGAUUGGAUUAAGCAUGCUUACACCUCGAAAUUUAACAACGUUAAGCCUGCUGUCUAUAAUCGAUACCUAGACGUCUUAGCCAAGGACUACUAUACCAAUGCCUUCGUAAACCAAAACCUAAUCAAACGCCUCGGCCUCCCCGUCAUUCCCCUCUCCUGCCUCUUCAUCCGCUCCGCCUUCCAAACCUACCACAUGUUCCUCGCAACCCACCUCCCAUCCCCGCUCCCCUCCCCCUCCCUCUCCACCUCCCUCUCCGUCGAAUCCUCAUCCCCCUCCACCACCGCCGCCCUCGACCACUUCGACACCAUCAUCCGGCGCGCGCUCGGCGGCUCCCCUUUACCCGGCCACUGGAUGAUCCCGGACACCGACUCCCUCCUCGCCGCCACGACCAUGAUAGUAUUCUUCCUAGGUCUCUUCCUCGUUCUCCUCGCGCUGAAACUCGUGCUUGGGAUGCUGCUUUUGAAGUUUGCCAGGAAUCGGUAUAAGAGCAUGAAGAAACGGGAACACGAGUCACAGUCUAAGAAUGGGGAGAAGGAGAAUUAUAAUACGGAGGGGAAGAGGUUGGGGAGUUGGGGGAUGACGGAGAUGGAUGAGGAUAAGAAGAGGUGGAUAUUUGAGGAUGAUAAGGAGGCGUUGAGGGUGGGGAGGGAGAAGGAGGCGAAGUGGAGGGAGAAGAGUGAGAGGAUGGGGUUGCAGGAGUUUGGGAAGAUUAGUAGGUAUGAGAUGGUGAAGAGGAUUUGGUGA